ACCACGCACUCGCUACCAGCCGACUGAAUGUCCUCGUCGUUUUGCUAAAAUAAAAGAAAGCUUUGGAGAGGUGUGUGGGUUCCUCUUCUACUCGGAUCCUCCGCCGGAGGUGACGCGGACUCACGCCGGCGCAGUUUUCCCUCGCGGGAACAUGGCGCCGCUUCUGGUCAACAAACGCCCAGGAGGCGGGAAGAGACGAGUUCCAAAGUGCUCCUCACAAGCCCCGCCCCCGCGCCACCUGUCCCCGCCCGGGCGGGAGGAGCCGCCUGCAGCGGGACUCCGUCGAGCAGCGAGUCGCACCGUCGAACCCCGCUGCGCCGGUUCGCUCCGGGAAGCCUCCAGAGGAGACGCGGAUUUUGGAGUCGGGUUUCCCGCUCAGGAGCGUCUCUUCCCUCCCGUGGGGCCAAGGUUCGACGUCACCUGGCGGCGGCGGCUCCAUGUUCCCGGAGAGUGUCCCGGAGAGUUCCUGCCGCUUGUUUCCGGGUCCGCAAUGAGCCAGGCGCCGCGCUCCAGCCCCGCGGGCCGCCGCGAGAGGAGGCCCCGAAACUCACCUGACGACAGGACGUGGUCCGGAGCGAACCAGCGAGCGCGUGACAGGGAGGUGCGAGUGGAGCGGCAGGAGUCCAAGUGCUCGCACGUGUGCUCCCGGAGAGGCAUCGUGCUCAUCGUGACGGUGCUCACCAACGCGCUGGUCCUCAUCUGCGUGGUGGCGGCCCAGAUGGUGGUCUCGGGCAUGACCUCCAUGGGAGGACUGGGCGGCUUCGACAUCAACGCCAACCUGCAGCUGCAGGGCACUGAGCUGCAGCAGGUGCGCGACCUGGACAUGCAGUACAGCCAGAUGAGGGCGCCGGGGAUCUACGGGGGCGUGGCCUUCAGCCUGACCAUGGGCGUGGUCUCCCUGCUCUUUGUGGUGGCCGGCAACAAACCGCCCCACCUGAUGUCCCGCGGGCUGCUGGUGGGGGCGCUGGCGUUCCAGGCGGCGGGCGCCGCGGCCUACGUGGUGGCCGUGGGCCUCUACCUGCACUUCAUCAUCGGCGUCAACGCCACAGACGUGUGCCAGCGCCGUGAGCGCAUUUACGCUCGGAACGGCUACACCUGGAUGAACUGCGACGUGAGCGGCGCCGACGCGGCCGUGGCCUUGUUUGGCAUCAUCACCGCCAUCUUGUACGCCUGCGGGGCGGGCUUGACCUUGGCCACCAUCCGGCAGGUCAAACGCUACCUGCAGAAGUCCCGCCAGCAGAGGGAGCCGCUCGGAGCGGCGACCACCUCCGUGUAGCGCCUCCCGUCGAAGCCUCAUCGGCGGCGUCGCGUCACCAGCAGGGGGCGCCCAGCAAACCUGCUGUCUCACAGUGCCACGUUGAAAACAUUGGAUUUUUUCCUACCUUACGGAUGGAACAUAGCGUGCUAAGCUAAAGCUCUGCGAGUCUGCCUUUGAUGUUUGAUUCCCUCCGAGCACGAAUCAAAUCACGAAUCUUUCACAGUUGUGUUUUAUUGUACUUUUUAAUAAAGCCA
Molecule: messenger RNA, 1512 nt
Organism: Synchiropus splendidus (mandarinfish)
Lineage: Eukaryota; Metazoa; Chordata; Actinopteri; Syngnathiformes; Callionymidae
Exons: 3
Coding region: 152-1276 (374 amino acids)
Cellular component (GO): membrane
Source: RefSeq, a predicted model, not a curated record